Antechinus flavipes (yellow-footed antechinus) is the source of this 1167-nucleotide messenger RNA. RefSeq names its product serum paraoxonase/arylesterase 1-like. The transcript is spliced from 9 exons. Gene Ontology annotation, molecular function: arylesterase activity. Gene Ontology annotation, cellular component: extracellular region. The record is from RefSeq and is a predicted model, not a curated record. Lineage: Eukaryota; Metazoa; Chordata; Mammalia; Dasyuromorphia; Dasyuridae. Bases 31 to 1101 code for a protein of 356 amino acids.
CUCCUAGGCAGGAACCCAGCAGGCUCGGCCAUGGCGCGGGGGCUGCUGCUGCUCACCCUUUUGGUCCUGGCGCUGGCUUUGGUGGUGGAGAGACGGGCGGCUUUCCGGGCCCGGUUCAACGCGUCCCGAGAAGUGAAGCCCCGGGAGCUUCCGCGCUGCCAGCUCAUCAAAGGCGUCGAAACUGGUUCUGAAGACCUGGAGAUCCUCCCCCAUGGCCUGGCCUUCCUGAGCUGCGGGUUAAAAUAUCCAGGAAUAAAGAGCUUUGAUCCACACAAGCCUGGAGAAAUACUUUUGAUGGACCUCAAUGAAGAAAACCCUGAGCCUAUGGUGCUACCGAUCCAUGGGGAUGGACUGGACAAGGCUUCCCUUAACCCACAUGGGAUCAGCACCUUCACAGAUGAAGAUAACACCGUGUACCUGUUCGUGGUAAACCACCCCCAGUUCUCGACCACUGUGGAGCUGUUUAAGUUUCAAGAAGAAGAAAGAUCGCUUUUGUAUCUGAAAACAAUCCGGCACGAGCUGCUUCCCAACGUCAACGACCUGGUUGCCGUGGGCCGGGAGCAUUUCUACGCCACGAACGACCACUACUUCUCGGACCCCUCCCUCCGCGCGUGGGAGCUGUACUUGGGUUUGAAAUGGUCCAACGUGGUUUACUACAGCCCGCGGGACGUGCGCCCGGUGGCCUCCGGCUUCGACUUCGCCAACGGCAUCAACAUUUCUCCCGACGGCAAGUACCUUUACGUGGCCGAGUUGCUGGGUCACAAGAUCCACAUCUUUGAAAGACUUGCCGACGGGAGCCUCAAAGCACUGAAGGCCCUCACCUUUGACACCCUCGUGGAUAACUUGUCCGUGGAUCCCACCACGGGGGACGUGUGGGUUGGGUGCCAUCCCAACGGCAUGAAGAUUUUCUUCUAUGACCCCGAGGACCCGCCUCCAUCAGAGGUGCUCCGCGUGCAGGACAUCCUCUCCUCGCGGCCCUCGGUGAGCCAGGUGUACGCGGAAGGCGGCUCCGUCCUGCAGGGCAGCACCGUGGCCUCCGUGUACCGGGGGCAGCUGCUGAUCGGCACCGUCUUCCACCGGGCUCUGCGCUGCCAGCUCUAGCGCCCCCUCCCGGGAGCCGGGGAGCGAGGGGGGGACCCACCGAGCAAUAAAAGGAGUGCCCGCCCA